Molecule: messenger RNA, 1212 nt
Organism: Linepithema humile (Argentine ant)
Lineage: Eukaryota; Metazoa; Arthropoda; Insecta; Hymenoptera; Formicidae
Product: SIN3-HDAC complex-associated factor
Biological process (GO): negative regulation of cell migration
Cellular component (GO): Sin3-type complex
Source: RefSeq, a predicted model, not a curated record
CACAGCGCGAAGAGCGUGCGCAAAACGAGCUCAUCUUAAAAGUGUCCGGCCGCCACUGUCAUCUAUCUCAAGAGAAACGAUAGUGACUUAUCCAGCAGGCAGGAUGUUCAGUUUUCAUAAACCAAAGGUGUAUCGAUCUAGUACGGGCUGCUGCAUUUGUAAAGCUAAAUCUAGCAGCUCAAGAUUUACAGACAGCAAAAAGUAUGAGGAUGAUUUUAUGCCAUGUUUUCAACUCGAGGAAAGGCGUAGUGGGGAAAUAUGCAAUGCAUGUGUACUUCUAGUAAAGAGAUUUAAGAAACUGCCUCCAGGAAGCAAUCGACACUGGAGACAUGUUGUGGACGCGCGCGCCGGUCCUGGAAUCAAAUCGCUAACAAAAUUUAAAGCAAAAAAUAAAAGGAAGCUUAAAGAUAAACCUGACAAAUUUAUCAAGAAGAAACAUACAUAUAUAAAAACAGAAGCCGAUCGAGAACAAAGUCCGGCGAUGAGCGAUGAUUUGACUGAAGAUUACAGAUUAACAGACAGUAAAGCUUCAAGUAGAUCGGAAAGCGCUUCCGAUGAUGAAGACGUUGGCACAAAUGAGAAACAAUUGGAUCUUGCUUCUGAAGAUCAAAAUAUGACAGAAGACGAUUCUAAUUUCAUUGAUCUAUCAUACUACAAAAGGCAAAUGAUCUGUUGCGGAAGCAUUUUCAAGGGUGCCUAUGGUGAGGUAAUAAUGUGUCCUCCUUUUCUCAAACCUUGCACUUUGCUCACCAGGCAGCUCGUUACUUCUUUGACAUCUGCCAGUCCUAUUCAUAGUUCCGCAUCCGCCAGUCCUGCUCAUAGUGUUGAAUCUACAUCAUCAAGUCCAGAAACAAAUUCUAAACAAAGUACCAAGACCUUCAGUGAUUCGUCAUCCGAUUCCGGUUACGACGAGUCUUCCAAUCAGUACGAGAGCAAGAUAGCGAAGAACGUCCAGGUCAAAGAGGAUGUGGAGAUGAUGGAGGAGGCUGUGAGACCCAUUGAGCUAGAUCAGUUAUCUAGCUGCAAAUCAUUGCAAGUCGUCAAGGUUACUAAUCAAUCACUCCAGUCGAUCUCCAAUUAAUGUCGGCCCUUUGUAGAGGGUUAAUUUAUUCUUUUCCUUCUGAGAAAACACACACGCAUAAAUAUGUACAUACAUAUACAAGAUAUCCAUAAGAACCGUUAGAUAAUUUUUUUACUUACAACUUUUAAUUA